AUGUCUUUAGAGGACGACAAUGUGGCACCGUCAGCUCGCAUGUCCAUGGAUACCACUGUCAACAUCAAUGAUGAUGUGGCGAGCGAACCCUCUCAUGUACUGGACAAGAAGCAGGUGACGGAGUCGGUGUACUCGAACUUUCGUGGAUCAAUGGGCGAUGAUAGCAUAAUUCUGGCAUUCAAUAUCCUCAAGUUGGGGCUAGGCGAGGAGGAGAAGGAGCCCGAUGCAUUUCUGCCCUUGGGGCCCAAUUCGAUCUUCGAGCUCACGCUGGCCUCUGACAUUGCCCGGGUGAAACAAAACAAGCCUCUCAAGACGUACAUCACAGUGAAUGGCGGGGCCAAUACCGUCUACAACUUGACACAGCCGACGUCGAGGGAUAUCCCGCAGAUACAGCUACAGUCACUUAAGAAUAAGGUGUCCUCCAAGAGAUUGAGUCAAGAUCUUGUAAAGGGCUUGGCUUCGGAAUACAAGAGCUUCGAGCAAACGAAUAGAACCUUAACAGAGGAUGUUUUGAGCAAGUUAGCCGAUGGCACGGCUGACCAGGACAGGGGACAUGUUAAUGAGAGUAAUGACGAAAUUCCCGCUAUUUUUGAGAACCCCGAUUUCCACCUCGACGACCCAAGAACUUUCCGUCAAGUCAUGGAGAACUCACAAAUACUACCAGACCCAGACUCCAAUGACAAUAGUCACAUUGUCAAUAACACAGAAGUUCAGGAGAAGCUCUCCCAUUAUCUAGAUAGAGUUGAGGUUGAGCUAAUAAGCGAAAUUUCAAAAACGUCAGACUCCUUUUUCAGUACAUUGGGCGAGGUCCAGAGUAUCAAGGCAGACGGUCUUGAAUGCAUGGAGCAGUUUCGAGCUAUAAAAGAUAAACUUAGCAGCAUUGAAAUUGGACAAGCCAAACGCGGUCUCGAGAUAUUAGAUAUGCUUGACGAGCGACAAAAUUUGUGUCACUUGGAGUCAUCAGUGCUACAAAUUCAACAAGUUAUUAUCUUGUUCAAAAGGGCCGAAAAGUAUUUCGCAGAGGGCAACCACAGCAAGUGUCUCGAUAGCAUACUUAUCAUUGAACACUUGAUUGAGGGUACUAGUCGAGAAGAUUACCCAGACCCAGUAACUUACAAGGAUUACCCUAGGUUUGAAUAUCCGAUGGUGAGCUUACGUGGCAUCCCUGCACUCACACCUAUCAAAAACAAAUUAACCACGCUAAAAGAGCUUUGCAGCAGAGGUUACAUCGAGUCUUUCCUUGAUUUGCUUCUCGAGGACCUCAGGUCGCAUUACAAACUGGUUAGUCUGAGAGACACCAUGAACAGAAUCUACGUGUCCGUUUAUCGCGGGAAAUAUGAUACUGAACCAAAUACAUCAUACGCUAAAGUUUCUACAGAAACUAAAGAGCAGCUCACAACAUUCAUUCAAAGUCUACACAAAUCGAGUCACUUGAUCGAGGCUUUUGCAGAGUACCAAAAUAAAAUAAUUGCAGAGGUGAAAGCUAUUAUUAGGGCUCGUUUACCCCUGCUGAGCCGCCUCGACCCCGCGCAGCUAGAAGCUUCGUCAAAUCCAGACUCAAGAGACUCUUCUAUACCCCCGGACUCGAGUCAAAUGGGGGAGUCAACAUCCAUGGCCACCAAUUCACUCUUUAAUAAUAUAAAAGAGCUCUCGCAUGAUGAGUUUCUCGGCAUGAUGAAAGAAACAUUUUCCAAUCUUUCCGAAUGCUUGAGACGCCUCACUAUCCACCAGAAACUUCUACUUGAUUUGUCGUUGAGCUCAUUGACAGAGAACGAUACAUUUGAUGUAAUGUCUUUGGACAUCACUAAUUCUAUUAACAGAGCUAUAGAGCUUACCCAAGUUCGUUUAGCCAAGGUUUCUAAUGUUCGUCUGGAACAAUUAUGUGAAACUAGCAUCGAGGACUACUUGAAAUUUUACACAUAUGGCUCAGCUUAUUUGCUGGAGUGUGAAUUCAUCAAUCCUGGUUACAAUGCGACGGAACCUGGAAGCUCAUUGUAUAAGUGGAUAAAAAACCAUGUUGGACUUUAUUUGCAUCGCUUUCAUAAUAAUUCUAUAAAGCGCUUCGCUCACAACUGUGACAAGGAGAUAUGGAAGGAGUGUACUGAUGCCAAUGAAAUCGGCACACAUCAAAUCCUUCUCGAUGAAGUCUUAGAGUAUUGCAAAUAUCAUGAGACAGAAGGUAAAUCUGGGUCUAAUGGCAAAAAGUGGUCUGAUUUAUUGGUGUUUUAUGAGCAAGAUACCCACGACAAAGAAGUAGAGGAGAAAAGGGCCUUCGAAAAAGUGAAGUUCGAGAUCAACAAGCGCAACUAUUUGGUCCCGCCGCUAAUGCUAGAUGUUGUGGGGAGCAUUCGUGGAUACCUUGUUUUAUCCUCUAUUUUUUCGUCUAGAGCGCCAACUCUCAGGUCUUAUAUCCUUACUUAUUUCAGAGUUGUGAACUCGAGAACUUCACAAGCAAUCCUUGGUGCUGGAGCCACAAACAAGGAAAAAGCUGGUCUUAAACAUAUAACUACAAAGCAUAUUGCACUUUGCAUCCAAACAAUCGAGUUUGCUCAGGAUAUUCUUAGGUCUAUUCAGCACGUUUUCAGGGAGCAGGAAGUGGAAGUGAAUCAGGGGCAGCAGAAUGCCGAGGAACUUACUUUUGAGAAGAUGUUGAUCAAUUACCAAGAGCACGAAAGAGAAUUGUCUCAUAAGAUCGUGCAGCUCAUAAAAGACCGUACGAGCAGUCAUUUUCAUGCAAUUAAACAGAUUAAUUGGUCAGAGCCACUAAAGGCUGGUCAGCAAUGCCAUCCAUACAUGGAAGCUCUAUCAAAAGACACGAUAACGGUUUUCAAAAUUCUCUCAAAAUAUUUACGAGAGACGGAAUACUCUUCCAUAUUACUGCAAAUUUUUGAAAAUUACAAGAAAUUAUUAUUGAAUUGUUUUUGCACGGAGCUACCGCAAUUCAAGGACUUCAAUGAGAAGCACUCUUUGCUCAAAGACAUCGACUUUUUCAGAGUUAAAUUGGGUGAAAUUCCAGGUUACGGAAAUUCAGGCCAAGUCAUUUGGGAAAACGUGAAUGCAUUGCCUACCAUUGAAGAUGCAAGAAUGGAAGAAGUAAUGAAGAACAAUAUUGAGGGAGAAAGAGCAGCAGCUGCUAGAAGCUCUGCAGACAUAAAUGGAGUUGAAGAGAAGAAAGAGAACAACGAAAAGGAAUCACUCGCGUCGACACAGUCGAAGACCGACGACAAUGCUGAGCGACGUGCAAAGACUUCUAUCGAAGACCCCAGCAACGAGGGACAAGGAAGCAAAGUUGCAGAGGACGCCUCAAACUCAGGGGAUAAAGCUGAGCCAAAACAAGGCGAGGAAAAUAAUACUGAUUAUGCAGAGCGUGAGGAAACGAAGAAAGUGGCUAGUACCCCCUCAAUUCCAGAGGGCCACCAAGUCAAUGAGCAGGCAACAAUCAUCGCAGAGCCGGAAGAGGUCGUCGCAGAGAAACUCGACGAAGAUCCAACAGUCGGAGAUUCAGAAGAGAAAUCCGAGCAGGCGGAAGACGCCGCCACGGGUGAACCCUCCACUCCAACGAAAUUUAAUGGACCUCCAGCUCAGGAUGAGAGCUAG
This is a messenger RNA of Candidozyma auris, 3597 nucleotides long. RefSeq lists its product as uncharacterized. Bases 1 to 3597 code for a protein of 1198 amino acids. Gene Ontology annotation, biological process: retrograde transport, endosome to Golgi; Golgi to vacuole transport. Gene Ontology annotation, molecular function: syntaxin binding. The record is from RefSeq and is a predicted model, not a curated record. Gene Ontology annotation, cellular component: GARP complex. Lineage: Eukaryota; Fungi; Ascomycota; Pichiomycetes; Serinales; Metschnikowiaceae. The transcript has a single exon.